UUUCCCAAAAUUUUAUGAACCCUCUAAUGUAAAGGCCUUGAGAGAGCCCGCUUCAUCACUUUGAAGAUAAAGCUAAGACCCCAUCAGUACAAGUGUGUUGGACCACUGAAGUCUGGAAAUCAAGGUGCUUAGGCGGUGGCCCACGGCGAGUUCUUGCCCCAAAUCAAUAAAAAAACUCGAGUACUAAUAGUAAUAUUUUGUAUUUGUCUUGACAUCGCGUGAAAAGCACGCGACGGCGACAUCGAGCUUGGUACUACAGUACCUACGCCAGUCCUUGCUUCCGAUUCCUAACUGUCGAAACUCUAAAGUGGUUGGGUUCCCCUUCUGCGCCAAUCUCGAUUUCCGCUGACGUCUAGGGUUUUUUUUUCUUCCUUCUGCGGUUUCCUAUCCUAAUCCCUACUUUCUAAAAAAUUUAACUGAUCCUCGAUUUCGUUCGACCUCCCAUUUUUCACUUGAUCUAAUCGUAUUUUCCCUCUAUUUUCCCCGGUGAUUUACGACAAUUGAACCGUAAAAGCAUGAAUUUCCUGAUUGGAGCUUUCAAGCCGGCAUGUAAUAUAUCGAUCACAUUUACCGAUGGAAAAACUCGCAAGCAGGUCCCAAUUAAAAAGGAAAAUGGCCGAACGGUAAUGGUACCGCUUUUCCAAAGUCAAGAAAAUAUUGCUGGGAAGAUUUCCAUAGAACCACUUCAAGGGAAGAAAAUCGAACAUAACGGUGUGAAAGUUGAGCUCCUUGGUCAAAUAGAGAUGUAUUUUGACAGGGGCAACUUUUAUGACUUUACUUCUCUUGUACGUGAAUUGGAUAUUCCUGGGGAUAUAUAUGAAAGAAAAACGUAUCCAUUUGAAUUUUCUACAGUUGAAAUGCCAUAUGAAACUUAUAAUGGUGUGAAUGUGCGGCUCAGAUAUGUCCUGAAAGUGACAGUUAGCCGUAAUUAUGGUGGAAGCAUAGUGGAAUACCAGGACUUUAUGGUUCACAAUUAUUCUCCACCUCCGCCAAUCAACAACAGCAUCAAGAUGGAAGUUGGGAUCGAGGAUUGCCUGCACAUUGAAUUUGAGUACAAUAAUAGCAAGUAUCAUCUGAAAGAUGUUAUUAUUGGCAAGAUAUAUUUUCUUCUUGUGAGGAUCAAGAUUAAGAAUAUGGAUCUUGAGAUCCGGCGUCGAGAAUCAACAGGAUCAGGAGCCAAUACCCAUGUUGAGACAGAGACACUAGCUAAAUUUGAGUUGAUGGAUGGUGCUCCUGUCAGAGGUGAAUCAAUUCCAAUCAGGCUGUUUCUUAGUCCAUAUGAACUGACGCCAACACAUCGCAACAUUAACAACAAAUUCAGUGUGAAGUACUAUUUGAAUCUUGUUCUGGUUGAUGAGGAGGAUCGUCGGUAUUUCAAACAGCAGGAAAUUACAAUAUACAGGUUGCAGGAUUCCUGAUGAUUAUCAUAUACAUGUAAAUUUGACAUUCGAUCCAGUAAAGAACAAAUGAUUAACUGCCUUUCGGUACUUUUGUAAAGCCUCGAGGCUUAGGGUUAAAACUACUGGAACACAGGAUUGCUGUUUAUUUGGAAGGGCUAUAAUGGUUUUGUAUACUUUUCUUUAUUGAAGCUUUGACUCAGACUUGGUAUGUAAACGAGUCAUGUGCGGUUGAGGUGAGUAUAGUUGCUUUUUGAGCCGGUCAUUACCAGGCUGCCACUGAUCCACUGCUGUUGGACAUUAUAGUUUACAAAUUGCCAGUCCCUUUUCUCUGUGGAAUCACAUGGCAAUGGCAUGAUAAAUUGUUAAUUAACUCCCUGGUUGGUUUCUGUGUGAUUUCCAAUGUUGAUGGCGUUUCUCAUCUAUGAUUCAAUAAUUUAGUGAAUUAUUCUAUUA
Molecule: messenger RNA, 1853 nt
Organism: Durio zibethinus
Lineage: Eukaryota; Viridiplantae; Streptophyta; Magnoliopsida; Malvales; Malvaceae
Product: vacuolar protein sorting-associated protein 26A-like
Biological process (GO): intracellular protein transport
Source: RefSeq, a predicted model, not a curated record